This is a messenger RNA of Cyclopterus lumpus (lumpfish), 2848 nucleotides long. Its product is annotated as regulator of G-protein signaling 7-binding protein B-like. NCBI's taxonomy places the organism in Eukaryota, Metazoa, Chordata, Actinopteri, Perciformes, Cyclopteridae. The transcript has 6 exons. Bases 513 to 1319 code for a protein of 268 amino acids. Gene Ontology annotation, biological process: G protein-coupled receptor signaling pathway. The record is from RefSeq and is a predicted model, not a curated record. Gene Ontology annotation, cellular component: neuron projection; nucleus; postsynapse.
GAAGUAGAAAUAACAGCAAGGCAGAAGGGCAUCAAAGCUGGACAGUUAAUUGUCAGUCGGAGGGUGACGACUUGUUUUGCUGUUGGCUCGUUCCGAAUCCUCCUCACACGUGAGCGCGCGGCGGAAGACGGAGGAGCCUCCCUCUCGGCCUUCAGGAGGGGCUGAAGGUGACUCUCCUCUCGGCUGGAAUGCAGAGCGAGCUGCUGGGGGUCCGUCCGGCCCGCUACACGGUCCUGCUCCGGGCAGAAUAGACGACACUCAGACCCUGCGGAGGGGGAGGAGGGAUGGGGAGUGGGGUCCUUUGAGCAUCAACCAAACCCCCGCGACUCCGCUGCGUCCGAGCGGGUACAUUCCUUCUUUAUAGAGGACACAGCGGCUAUCAGAAAAGAAAAGAGCGCUCUCUCUCUCUCUCUCUCUUUCUUUCUCUCUUUCUUUCUCUCUUUAUCUGUCUCUCUCUCUCUCUCUCUCUGUGUGACUGCGUCUGUCUGGGCUCAGGUGGUGGCCGUGCAUGCAUGUGUUCCGCACCAUACGGGCGGAAAAAGCGCCCAAGAUCUGCAGGGAGCGUCUUUCCCACCAGUAAAGUGGCGCAGACGGAGCCGGAGCGCCGCGAGAGCACGGAGGGGGCCGUGGACGGCAGCAGGAUGACGGUGCAGGAAUUCAACACCCUCGUGGCGCUGUACCGGGAGCAGGUCAUCUCCGUCGGGGAGAUCUCCGCCGACUGUCCGUCUCUGCGGGCUCAGAUGCACCACACGCGGUCCAAAGGUUGCUCCAUGGCCCGGGCCGCGCACCAGGACCUCACCGUCAUCUCUGUGUCAGGUCUGGAGGACGGAGAGAUCCACCCCGAGAUCUGUAGGCUCUUCAUCCAGCUGCAGUGCUGUCUGGAGAUGUUCAUAACAGAGAUGCUCAAAUCCAUGUGUCUGCUGGGGGUGCUGCAGCUGCACAGAAAAAGUACCAUCUCCAAAAUAUCACAACAUUAUGACGCCACAAAAAUUACCAGAGGGAUGACGAUCCAUGGAACAGACUCGGAGCCGAGGUUGGACCUCCGGCUGGAUGAGAGCUCGGACGUUCCCAUCCUGGAAGACCGAUCCUCCUCCCCCAUCGACUUUCCCCAUGAGCAGUGGCUGGUGGGAAUGGAUAUUCAAAACAUAGAGAGAGACAUGCGAGAGAUGAGAAACCUACUCAGCAAACUCAGGGACACGAUGCCAUUGCCCCUGAAAAACCAAGGUGUGUCAUGUUUGUGGGAGAUGAAGAUUCAUAACAUCAUUAGUGUUGCAGUUGCGAAUGACUUUUGUAGCACUAUAUUCCAUAAUUAUUUCUGAAGUUUCCAUACAUAAUCCCAGGUUAUUUACAACAGAUGCAUCAAUGGACUGAGACUAAAUUUUUUAAAAACUGGUUACGACUGGUUUGGAUUUGACUGGCCAUUGAAGUAGAUACAGCCCUCAUUCAUCGUUUAAUAAGGCGUUAAUAUUCACUGAUGAAAGGAGCCCUCCAUGAGGAAAUUAACUGACACCUAAAAGCUGAUGCAGUCGCUCCCAACAUGGAUGAUUUUAAAGGGGUUUGUCGUAUGUUUCUCAGGGUAAGAAAUUGUAAAUUCCUACACAAAAUCAGGUGUUAAUGACUUUGUUUUAUUGUGACAAACUAUCAUUUUACAUCUUCAGGCCUCUGAGAAUCAUUAAAAUCUUCUUACUCACUUUCUUGAUGAGACUGCUGGUAAAUCUCACACAAUUUAAAGAGAGGUACACACACACACACACACACACACACACACAAAAACCUUUUCAACAUGUUCUUCCCAAUCGGGAAACUCAGUAUCAAGGCCAAAAUAAUAGUACAUUUUGCAAAUCCCAAAUUAAGAUAGAAAAAAAUUAAGCAAAAAUACUCAUCAUUAUUAUGAUACAUACAUAACUGCUCACCACUCUUAGACGUGUUUAACAGGUCCAAUAUUAAAGCUGUUGUGUGGAACUUUUGUCUUGCCCCUUCUGGCAGUGAGAGUUGUUACACAAACGCUGUUGAUGCAUGUUUAAGACAUUAGUGCGUAUGUGAGCGUGAUGCAUCUCCCUUCUUUAUUCAAUAUUGUUUCACUCUUUCGGCCUUGACUGUAACGGACGUUCAUCUAUAUGUAAAAGCGCUCCAACUUGAAGGGGUUCACAAGUAAAUAGAGUGGGAACGAGUGACAGCGGACCUUGUGUCAAUGCAGUCGGCCGUCAUCAUGUCAACCCGCUCAGUGCUUCCAUCACAAACGUGUUUCUUUGUUCCAGACGACAGCAGCUUGUUGAAUCUGACUCCACUCCCGCUGGUCAGACAGAGGAAGAGACGCUUCCCCGGACUCUGCUGCAUGGUGUCUGGCUGAGAGGCUGAAGGCUGCACUACAGGCCGCACAUACAUACGGGAUUCAUUCAUCUUAUUUCAUUGCAAUGAAAUAAGAUGAUAUCUGAAAUUGUAAUCUUGUAGUAACUGUUAUCUAAUUCUAUGCCAUUUGUCUUUUUCAUCUUGAUGUUAGCUUUUUUUUUCACUUGAGUUCUGCGAACCACCUCGUUCCGGUUCCGUCCAUUUAGUGGCGUAACAUUUCAGGCUUGAAUCGAGUUUGGUUAUUUUCAAAUGUAUUUCAUUAAUAUGUAUUCAGAGUAGAUGGUUCAUAUAUAAUACCAAGUGGAGAGGGGAAAAUAGUGAAGCCAAAGUGUUGCAUUAGCCUGGCGAGCUAACUGUCGGUAAUGAAUCAAAUGCAUCAAAAGAUAUAGUACUGUGCAGAACUCUACUUUGUUUUCUGGAGUCAUCUUUUUAUUUUAUUUCCUUUUCUUUCUCACGUAUGCAGCCAUUCCAACUAAUCUUUUUUCUGUUUUUGUGCCAU